GGCCGCCUGGGCCAAAGGGCUGAAUUGUCAGUGCGCCUGCGCGGGAGGCCAAUAGGUUGGCAAUGCUGAGCAGACUCGCCGCCCGGGUCGGGCUGUCAGUGCGCCUGCGCGCGGGCUGGGCGCCGCGGUUCUUAAGUGUGCAGUGCCGGACUCCAGGUGCAGUCAUGCAGGGAGCCGAAUCCGAGCAUCGCGCUAAGCGGCCCAGACAGGAUGGCAGCCCAAGAACCCCACCAAACACUCCUUCCGCAGGGGCAGACAGGUCCCCUGGCCCGGAACUCCACCGCGACCACAAGACCUGGGGCCCGGAGCAGGUGUGCUCUUUUCUAAAACGCAAUGGAUUCGAAGAGCCGGGACUGCUGAAAAACUUUCGAGAAAAUAAAAUCACGGGUUCAUUACUGCCCUAUCUUGAUGAGUCUCAUCUUGAAAAUCUUGGAGUAAGUUCCUGUGGGGAGAGGAAGAAGCUGCUUAGUCAUAUCCAGCGACUGAGUCAAACUCUUAUUGAUACAAUGAAGGUAAUUAAUGAUCCUAUCCAUGGCCACAUUGAACUCCACCCUCUCCUUAUCCGAAUCAUUGAUACACCUCAAUUUCAGAGGCUUCGAUACAUUAAACAGCUGGGAGGCGGUUACUAUGUUUUUCCAGGAGCUUCACACAAUCGAUUUGAGCAUAGUCUUGGGGUCGGCUACCUAGCAGGAUGCCUAGUUCGUGCACUAUGUGAGAAACAACCAGAGCUGCAGAUAACUGAACGAGAUAUCCUCUGUGUCCAGAUUGCUGGGCUUUGUCAUGAUCUUGGUCAUGGGCCAUUUUCUCAUAUGUUUGAUGGAAGAUUUAUUCCCCUUGCUUGCCCAGAGAUAAAAUGGACGCAUGAACAGGGCUCAGUUGAGAUGUUUGAACACUUAAUUAAUUCUAAUAACCUGAAAGAUGUCAUGAAACACUACGGUCUCGUCCCUGAAGAAGAUAUUUGCUUUAUCAAGGAACAAAUUGCAGGACCACUUGAAUCACCUAUCAAAAACAAUUCUUUGUGGCCAUAUAAAGGGCGCCCUAAAGAGAAAAGCUUCCUUUAUGAGGUAGUGGCUAAUAAAAGAAAUGGCAUUGAUGUGGACAAAUGGGAUUAUUUUGCCAGGGACUGCCAUCAUCUUGGAAUCCAAAAUAAUUUUGAUUACAAGCGCUUCAUUAAGUUUGCCCGUGUCUGUGAAGUAGAUAAAAAGAUGCAUAUUUGUACUAGAGAUAAGGAGGUUGGAAAUCUGUAUGACAUGUUCCACACUCGCAACUGUUUACACCGUAGAGCUUAUCAACACAAAGUUGGCAACAUCAUUGAUAAAAUGAUUACAGAUGCUUUCCUCGAAGCAGACCGCCACAUAGAGAUCACAGGUGCUGAAGGAAAAAAGUAUCACAUUUCUACAGCAAUUAAUGACAUGGAAGCCUUCACUAAGCUGACAGAUAACAUUUUUCUGGAGAUUUUACACUCUGCUGAUCCCAAGUUGGAUGCAGCGAGAGAGAUUUUAAAAAAUAUUGAAUGCCGUCAUCUAUACAAGUAUGUGGGUGAGACUCAGCCAAGUGGACACGAGAAGAUUAAAAGGGAAGACUAUGAACGCCUUCAAGAAGAAGUUGCUGAUGCUAAACCUGAAGUAUCACUGGAAGCUCAACUGAAGGCUAAAGAUUUUAUAGUAGAUGUUAUCGACAUGGAUUAUGGAAUGAAAGACAAAAAUCCUAUUGAUCAUGUUCGCUUCUAUUGUAAGAGUGAUCCCAAUAAAGCGAUCAGGAUUACUAAAAAUCAGGUUUCACAGCUUCUGCCAGAGAGAUUUGCAGAGCAGCUGAUUCGAGUAUACUGUAAAAAGACAGAUGAGAAGAGUUUGUAUGCUGCACGACAACAUUUUGUUCAGUGGUGCAUAAAUAAAAACUACACCAAGCCACAGGAUGGCGAUAUUGUAGCUCCACUUAUAACACCUCAAAAGCAGGAAUGGAAUUGCAUGAUUGCAGCCCCAAGUCCAGCUCGUACCCGAGAAGCAUCCAGAACCAGGGUCCAGCUUUUUAAGGAUGGCUCAAUGUGAAUGUCUGCAGUCUGCUGGCUGCAAAAAGCCCUCCCCAACACAAUUAGCUUAGGGACGUCAAUCAUAGAGUUCCACAAAUUUAGUGACAACCUGUGCUUUUUAUUCUGUAUUUUGAAUGUACACACAUGCUACAGCUAAUUAAUUUUUAUUCAAAGAAACAAAAAGAUAUCAGGCAAAUCUUGCUUUACAUGCUAUGAAAAACAUUGCCUUGCCUAUUUUUAAUACUAAUUAAAGCUUAGUAGUCUAUUUUCUUAGGAAAAAAAACUCUUUUAUCUACUCUGAACACUUUUUUGUCUUUUUUUUAAGAGAUAGGGUCUUGCUCUUUUGCCCAGACCGGAUUGGAGACUGGAACUUCUGGGCUCAAGCAACCCUUCUGCCUCAGCCUCCUGAGUAGCUGAGACUUCAGGCGUGUGCCUCUGCAUCUGGCUUACUCUGAGCUUAUAUGACAGAUGAUUGUUUUUGGCUUUGGGUUUUGGUGUUUUUUAUUUGUUUGUCUGUUUGUUUUAAUUUAGAAUGAGAGAAAUUGGUGGCUCGGUGCCUAUAGCACAAGCAGCUAAGGCACCAGCCACAUACACCAGAGCUGGCAGGUUCAAAUCCAGCCUGGGCCUGUCAAACAACAAUGACAACUACAACCAAAAAAACGGGUGUUAUGGCAGGCACCUGUAUUCCCAGCUACUUGGGAGGCUUAGGCAAGGGAAUCACUUAAGUCCAAGAGUUUGAGGUUGCUGUGAGCUGUGGCACCAUGGCACUCUACCAAGGGUGACAGCUUGAGGCUCUAUCUCAAAAAAGAAAGAAAUGAGACAAAUUGGAAUUAGAAGUUAGGAUUGUCAUGGACACACAUGGUUAAAAAACAAAACAUAAAAUCCUACUGCCUAAGGAGGUGCCCAUCAUUCCAUGUUUAAAGAUAGUCAAACUUGGCUCAUCGCCUAUAGCUCAAGAGGCUAAGGUGCCAGCCACAUACACCAGAGCCGCUGGGUUUGAAUCCAGCCCAAGUCUGCCAAACAACAACUACAAACAAAAAAUAGCCAGGCAUUGUGGUGGGCGCCUAUAGUCCCAGCUACUUGGGAGACUGAGGCAAGAAAAUCACUUAAGCCCAGGAGUUGAAGGUUACUGUGAGCUGUGAUGCCAUGGCACCCUACCCAGGGCUACAGCUUGAGGCUCUGUCUCAAAAAAAAAGAUACUCAAACUAUCUCAAGUGACCUAAACAUAAAUAAGUGAAAGACACCUCUCCUCACCCCUGUAGCCCCAGUAAGCUGCCAGGUGGGGUAAACAGUAGGACAUGAGGCCCUGGAGUGAGGGCUUCAACACAGCAGUGAGAGGUCUGAUUAAGUUUGGGGGUGUGGCCUCUUUUUUUUUUUUUUUUUUUAGAGGUAGGCUCUUCCUUUGUCACUCAGACUGGAGUGCAACAUGGUGAUCAUAGCUCACUGCAACCUCAAAUUCCUGGGCUCAAGGAAUCUUCCUACUUCAGUUUCUCAAGUGGGGCUAUGAGCGCACACCAUCACAGUUGCCUAAUUUUUUUCCUUUUGAGAUAGUCUUAUUCAUUUGCCCUGGGUAGAGUGCCAUGGUGUCAUCAUAGCUCACAGUGACCUCAAAUACCUGGGCUCAAGUGAUCGUCUUUCCUCAGCCUCCCAAGUAGCUAGGACUAUAGGCGCCUGCCAUGAUGCCUGGCUAAUUUCUAUUUUUAGUAGAGAUGGAGUCUUACUCUUGCUAAAGCUGGUCUUGAGCUCCUGAGCUCAAGCAAUCCACCUGCCCUAGUCUCCCAAAGUGCUAGGAUUACAGGCAUGAGCCACUGUACCUAGUUUAACAUUUAUUUUUUUUGUAAAGAUGAGGUCUCCCUGUUACUGAGGCUUGUCUCCAACUCCUAGCUUCAAGCAAUCCUUUUGCCUUGGCCUCCCAAAGUGCUAGGGUUGCAGGCAUGAGUGACUGCCCAGCCUCUAGCCUCCUCUUGAGCGGAACGUCAAACCACCUUUUGGGAGAUCCCUACCUCCAGUGGCACAGAGUCCUGUAAACCAGGCUGUUCUUUGAGUCAGUUGCAGCUCUAGACCGGGACAGUUUCUUUCUUUCCUUAAUUCUCACUACCCUAGUCCCAAGGGCUUUCCUACUGCCUGGCUUGGAGAAGGCCUCUCCUCUGAUCUGCUCUCCAUGUGUCCCUGGUGAGCUGGUCAGAAUUCAUCACAGGAACUGUUCUCAGAGCUCCUCACACCUGGGACUUUGUUUUUAUUGGUUUGGUGCAAUUUUACAUGUUUUAGAACAACGACCACUCUGCCUAUGCUGAGAUUAGUGACCACCAAGUGGAUUCCAGGUUUCCCCAUGUAACUUUAUUUUCCCAGGAGUGGAGCAUGCCCAGGGCACCAGCACCCCCAUUCCUAAUUCCGCAACAAUUUACCAAGAACAAAGUCUGCCGUUAGAGCCAAGUCUGGUGGUGGCCAGAGGUUGCUGAAGAUGCAGGCUAGUGGGGAUGGAAGCCAUGAGCCCUGACACCUUAUGCUCUGAUACUCCCUUGAUAGAAGCCUCCCUCACCCUAGGAGGUGAGGAACAAGAAGGGUAAUCGAGCCAGCAGAUUACCCAGCAACUUUAGGAAUAUUGUCACUUUCCACUGUAUCACCAGGUUCUGUUCCAUCCACAGAGUAUUUGAAAUGUCUGCCGUCUUGUAUCAUCACCCCUCAUCCAUCCCUCAGUAGAUAACAAGGGUUGACUAUAAUUCAUAGGAGAAUUGUUAAAACCCUUCUUUCAUGCCCAUCACAUUGCUGUGUGUGUGGGGAUUUGUUCACAUGUGGGCUCAUAGAUGCACAAGUGAGGUUGACCAUGGUACCUACCAAGGUGCCUCUAAAACAUUCAGGGGAGAAAACUAGGUCUCAGACAUUGUGUGCCCAGACCUAAGGUCAAGAAUGUAAUUUUUUUCUGCUAAGAUUGUUAUCUUACCUUUAAAUCAUUGUUUACUCUGGAAUUUUACAGAUCUAACGUUGUAUCAUUGUGCUGAGAAACAGUGGACUGUUUUGUUUAUUUCUUCAUCACACAUAAGGCAGCUACACUUUGUUCUUUCAACUGUUGUAAUUAUGACAACCAUGUGGCAUUUACAAGACUAUAUUUUUCUUAAGAAACAUCUUCAGUGUAUAAAAAUGGAAAUUUUGACAGCUUAGCCUCUGGAGAGUUACUGAACAUUGUCACCUUGAGGAUGUUAAUAGAACUGCAAGUUAAAAUGACCGGUUACUUGUGUUGGAUGAGGGAAACAGCUGCAAUAAAGCCUGGCGAAUGUCUCCAUCUUGAAA
Molecule: messenger RNA, 5317 nt
Organism: Nycticebus coucang (slow loris)
Lineage: Eukaryota; Metazoa; Chordata; Mammalia; Primates; Lorisidae
Gene: SAMHD1
Product: SAM and HD domain containing deoxynucleoside triphosphate triphosphohydrolase 1
Exons: 16
Coding region: 63-2048 (661 amino acids)
Biological process (GO): defense response to virus; regulation of innate immune response; dGTP catabolic process
Cellular component (GO): nucleus
Molecular function (GO): dGTPase activity; protein binding
Source: RefSeq, a predicted model, not a curated record